Molecule: messenger RNA, 3143 nt
Organism: Nerophis ophidion (straightnose pipefish)
Lineage: Eukaryota; Metazoa; Chordata; Actinopteri; Syngnathiformes; Syngnathidae
Gene: cep112
Product: centrosomal protein 112
Exons: 27
Coding region: 168-3095 (975 amino acids)
Source: RefSeq, a predicted model, not a curated record
GUGGCGUAAAGCGGGUUGAUGCUGACAUUUUGAAUCAAGUGCCGCUAAAGCUGAAACUAGUUAGCGUCUUGUUUUAAUAAUACCUUCUAAUAUAGGCGUUUAUUUAUAAAGGACUGCUGAGUGAUGGUUGUUCUUUACAAGCAAAACCUAACAGAAACCAGUGCAUCAUGAGCAAAAAGAACGAGUCAACGGAAACAAUGAACGCAGAAUUCAACGGUUUAGUUGGCGACAUGAAACCGUAUAUCAUCAAACACCCCAACGAGAGUGAGCGCCAGCAUUGUGCUCUAUGGAUAAAGAAGUUGAGCGACCCGGCAACAUGUGGAUCAAGCCUUAAUGGCCACAGCGACCGCAAUCUGUAUGCUCGUUUGCUUCUUCAAAUGCUCAAAAGGGGUGUCCUGGAAGGUCCAUUUGCCAGCAAACCAGAACCUGGUAACCUCAAGACCCUUCCUAAUUACAUGUCCAUUUAUUUUGACGAACCCAUCAACAGUCGACCUGUGGACCACUGCAAAGCAACUCUUCCUGACUGGGUGACAGGAGAGCUGGUUGGCUGCACUAAUGACAGUUUGGCUGCCGGCCUCCCGAAGAACACUUCUUCACCCCGCACAGCUUAUAUCAGUAGCCAGCUGAGUAAAGAGAAGACCCCACGAGGAGGAGCCCCCGCCUCCAGCCCCCUCAAGCACUCACCCAGACAUGAAGCCAGAGCGGGUGACGGAGGGCGUGUGUCUCUCGAUGACAGUGACUUGGAGGCUCGACUCAACAGCUGGAACCUGCGGGUAUGCAAGCCCAGCUUUGCAAGGAGCGGCACGACGGACGAAGUGGAUUUGCAGCUUUUGCAAAGCAAGGAGGUAGACAUGAGGGUCAAAAUAUUGGAGUCCAAGCACCUGGAGGAGAAACUGAAAAUGCAGCAAAGACACGAUGCAACUGUUGAUAAAAUUCUGGAACGAAAGAAUGCGGAGAUUGAAGAGACGACAACUCUUUUUCGGGCUCAGCAGCAGGAAUCCGAGGAGAUGAUCCACAAACUGGAGAGGAAAGUUCAAAGUAUGCUGAAGGAAUCCAAGGUUAUCUGCGAGAGCAAAGACACGCAGAUUGCUGAGCUGAAGAAGAUGACCGACCAGAGUGCUGAUGCUUUGAAAAUUGAGUUUGAGAGGAAGCUGCAUGCAGUCGUGUCAGACAUGGAGCAGGAGAAGUUUGAACUGCAAAAGAAGCACAUGGACAAUAUCCAGGAGGUGCUGGAGAACACCAAGAUCAGGCUGGCAAAGAUGGAGUCCGACUAUAACGCUCGCUCACAAUCCACUAUGCAGAUUGUGUGUGAGCUGGAGCAGCAAACCAAGCAGCAGUCUGCGGAAGUCGAGAAGAGCAACAACUUGUGUCAGAAGGCGACGCAGGAGAAGGCCCAGCUGGAGAUCCACCUUGCAUCCAUCAAUGUGGAACUGCAGGAGGCCAACAGAAGCUUUAUGGUCCUGCAGAAAGACAAAGAUGAACAGAGCGUGCUGUUUGAGCAGACCUUACAGAAGUUCCAGGCCAAACACCAAGCUGACGUCAACCAUUUGCAGAAGGAGCACACGCUCUCUGUGGCCAAGGCGUCUGCAGUGAUGGAGGACUUGGAGAAGACUAUCAGUGAGCUCAAACAGCAGCUGCUGGUCAGUGAACAUCACAGACAGACACAAGCCAGGGAUCAGGAUUUGAAGUUCCAGCAGGAAAAAGAUGACCUGCAGAUCAGCUACAACGCAAAGGUGCAAGCGCUGCAGAGCGAGGUGGACAAAGAGAGAACAGAGGACAGGAGGAAGAUGGACAAACUGGAGGAUGCACUCAGAGACAUGGAAAAGCAGCUGGACAGAACCCGGGAGAACCACAGGCUGCAGCUCCAACAGGCCGACGUGGCGCUGGAACAGUUCCGGAGGCAGGUGAAGCUCAGCUCCGAGAAGGCCGAGGCAGAGCUGAAGUUCCAGAUGGAGAAAGUUGAAGAGGACCUCCAGCGCUCCAGGUGUCUCCGUGAAAACCAAACAAAGGAGUUCUCGCAGCAACUGGAUGGCGUCAGAGAAAGUUUCGAGCAGCAGAUGGCUGAGCAGCGCGCCAAGCACGAGCAGGAGAGGACGCGCCUCCAACAGCAGCAUUGCGCCGAAAAGGAGCGCCUGGUCCAGGAGCGCCAGCGGGAGGUGGGCAGCCUGGAGAGCCAGGCCAGGGCCGCCCUGGAGCAGCACCAGAAACACACCCAGGAGUGGAGGAAGCGUGAUGGCCAGACCAUUGCCAACUUGGAGGCCCAGCUGGCACGCUGGCGUGAGGAACUCCACCUGGCCCGGGUCCAGCACAAGCAACAACUGGCUGAGGCGGCGGCCCUGCGAGAGGAGGAGAGGCAGAAGGCUCACCUGGACAAAGAGGCGGCCCUCAAGCGCUUGUGCUCCGACAUGGAAGGCAGCCGCAGCCACCUGGAGAGAAGCCACCAGCAGGAGAAGGAUGCUGCUGAAGAAAAGACCAGCAGCAAGUUGAAGCACAUGGAGAAGGAGUACAAUCAGAAGCUGGCCAGGUCUGCACAGAUUAUCGGGGAGCUCCAGCAGUCGUUGUGCAACUCAAAGGAGGAAGUUGUUACUUUGCAACAGACCAUGAAGAGACAACUGGAGGAGGCCGAAGAUCGAUGGGCGCAGGAGAGGAAAGAUUUCAACAAACAGGCCAACCUGGCCAACAAGGUGAUGGUGGAGCUCCAGCAGUCGGUGUGCAGCUCCAACGAGGAGGCGGUCAGUCUGCAGCAGACCUUGAAGAGACAGCUGGAGGAGGCCCGGCAAGGAUGGCUGCAGGAGAGGAGAACCAUGACCCAGCAGGCCCAGCAGGCCAACAAGGCUCUGCAGGAGAAGGUGGAAAGCCUGCAGAGGAGGCUCCACAGCACAGAGAAGACGCUGCUCAGCAAAGAGUUGGAGACUGAAGAGAAGGUCACCAUGGUGUGUCAGAAGUAUGAGAACAAGAUGAAAGGUCUGAUCCCGGCUGAGUUAAGACAGGAACUGGAGGACACCAUCACGUCACUCAAGUAUCAGGUCGAUUUCCUUCAGAAGAGAGCCUCGGUCUUGCAGGAAGACCUGGACACAUGUCGCAGAAAGAGGUAGCGGCGAGCGCCAAUCAGAUGUGAGCGUGGAUGGUCCCCAGGUGCUGUC